GCCCCCGCGGCGCCGGCGACCCAGGGCCAGGUGCUGCCGCCACCCGCCUGCCCGCUCGGCCCUCUCCCACCGCCUGCCCGCCCGCCGCCCUCCACAUGCAGGCCGCCGUCGCCCUCCCCGAGGAGAUCUGUUGGCUCCUGGAAGAUGCUGAGGAGUUCCUGGCAGAAGGUUUGCGGAAUGAGAACCUCAGUGCUCUUGCAAGGGACCACAGAGACCAUAUUCUACGGGGCUUUCAGCAAAUCAAAUCUAGGUACUUUUGGGAUUUUCAGCCUCAAGGGGGAGACCAAGCUGAAAAUUACCUUGGACAAGACAGCUCUGAUGACAAUCACAGUGGAACCCAUGGCCCUUCCUUCACAUCAGAUCCACCUUUUUUGCCAGAUUAUCAGGAUGAGGGAAUGGAAGACAUCACAAGAGGAGCUCAAGAGCUUGAUAAUAUCAUCAAGCAAGGAUACCUAGAGAAGAAAAGCAAAGAUCAUAGUUUUUUUGGAUCAGAGUGGCAAAAGCGAUGGUGUGUUGUCAGCAGAGGCCUCUUCUACUACUAUGCUAAUGAGAAAAGCAAGCAGCCCAAAGGGACCUUUCUCAUUAAAGGCUACACUGUACGGAUGGCCCCCUACCUGCGAAAAGAUUCCAAGAAAGAAUGCUGCUUUGAGCUGACCUCCCAGGAUAGACGCAGCUAUGAGUUUACAGCUUCUAAUCCCGCUGAAGCCAGAGACUGGGUGGAUCAAAUAAGUUUCUUGUUAAAGGAUCUGAGCUCCUUAACCAUUCCAUGUGAGGAGGAGGAGGAGGAGGAGGAGGGAGAGGAGGAAGAGGAAGAGAUGUACGAUGAUAUCGAUGGUUUUGACUCCUCAAAUUCCGGUUCCCAGAGCAGACCCAUUAUGUCGCCCGGGAGUAUGGGGCUCAAAGAGCCCACAGAGGAGAAAGAAGAAGAUGAUAUUUAUGAAGUUUUACCAGAUGAAGAGCUUGGUCUAGAAGAGGAUGAGAAUGGCACGCAACAAAAAGGAGUGGACUAUGCCAAUUACUACCAGGGCCUCUGGGAUUGCCAUGGUGACCAGCCAGACGAACUGUCCUUCCAACGGGGUGACGUCAUCCGAAUUCUGAGCAAGGAGUAUAACAUGUAUGGCUGGUGGGUAGGAGAAAUGAACAGCCUCAUUGGGAUUGUUCCAAAGGAGUACCUCACCACUGCCUUUGAAGUGGAAGAAAGAUGAAGCCCAGGACACCUGUCCUCUUUUCCCCCCUGCCUUUAUGAAGACACUGAUCAUCGAGAGCUCCCAUUCCCCACCCCCGCCAGCCCACCAACAGGCCAGGCUCUUCUCUUUUCGGAAGAAACCCAAGUCUCUAUAAACCACCACUGAGACAAAUGAGAAGAAGCAUAUUCAGCAGACCUGCUACUGAACCUGCCUCCUCAUCGCUGACCCAGUCUCUAAACAGUCCACACACCCACCUCAGCCUUUUCCGCAGGCUUGUCACGGAGAAGGUGAGAGAGAAGGAAACCUUUGGAGGAGGAAGUUGCUGGUUGCUCUGGCUGCUUUGAAAAGCAUGAAUAAACCUCAGAUUUGGUUCCUGCCCUGCA
Molecule: messenger RNA, 1570 nt
Organism: Phacochoerus africanus (Common warthog)
Lineage: Eukaryota; Metazoa; Chordata; Mammalia; Artiodactyla; Suidae
Gene: SKAP1
Product: src kinase associated phosphoprotein 1
Exons: 13
Coding region: 96-1205 (369 amino acids)
Cellular component (GO): plasma membrane; cytoplasm
Molecular function (GO): protein binding
Source: RefSeq, a predicted model, not a curated record